UUACUUUUGCGGCAAGUGCGAUGCUCGAGAGGAUUUUCGGAAGCGUGCGUUACAGCCGAGACUCGAUUGGGUGCGCGCGAUCCGGUGCCGUCGAGUAAUCGGCUGCGACGGCCUUCCGAGUUAUUCGAAAUACGCUACGUCUCAGCAGGGGGGGCUCCGUUGGUAAAUCCCGUCGAGUGUUUUCUGUUUUGCUCGAGUUAACGGUGUAAGUAACCCACAGCUCGCAAACAUGCGCAACGUCAAGGCAGCAUGAUUUCAGAUAAAAUAGCAGCAGCGUUGUUAUCGCGAUGUGGAUUCAUUACCUCCUACUGGCAUCAGCGUCACAAUUGGUAUAUGCGCUUGGCAGUGCGCGUGCACCGAUAGCCGUUCUAGGUGGGUUUUUCGAGGAGAACGCGUUCAUGCGCCGCUCGUUCUUGCUGGCAGUGAACACGGUGAACGAGUGCACGCGCGACUAUGAGAUCUGCGAGCUCAUCCACAACACUGGCGACGACGUCGACCUAAACCGCUACCAUAAAGUUCAAAUCAUAGCGAAGGCGGCCGAAGUCGACGACGACUUGAUUUACAUCUACAAAAAGUUCGGUCAAAUGGCAGGCGCCAAUGGUUCUUUGUCGGGAGACGAGGGACUCGGCUUGUCCUCGGUGAUAGGACCCCACGAGCGCACCGCAUCGGUCUACACGCAAGGGCUGUGCGCGCUGCACGACAUACCGCACAUUGUCAUCAGGCGCGAGAGCAGGCCGACGCCCGGUCCCGUGAAACCGAUCAAUCUCUACCCGGACACCAACGCGCUCGCCGCCGUAUACGCGCAGAUGAUCAAGAGGAUGAAGUGGGAGUCUUUCUCGAUAUUGUACGAGGACACGGACGGCCUGAUAGCUCUCCAGGACGUCCUGAAAAUUUAUCCGAUGGUGCCGCCGUACACCCACGACAUUCGAGCUUUUAAAUUGGGCAGUGGGCCAAAUUUCAGCGAGCCACUUUUGACUGCCAAGUAUUCCGGUCACAAAAAUUUUCUUCUGGACUGCGAUUACGAUAUCCUUUUCGACGUAAUGAGACAGGCGCAAGAAGUCGGCUUAAUGUCUGAAGCGUACAAGUACAUCAUUACUUCCUUGAACUUUCAAGCAACAAAUUUAUGGGCAUUCCAACACACCGGCGCCAACAUCAGUGGUUUGCGAUUAGUCGAUCCGGACGAUCCAUUCGUCUCGAGCUUCGUCGGCACGCAUUUGUACGACUUCGGAAUAGAGUCGGUGGACAAACUACGGGUCGAGGACGCUCUGAUGUUCGACGCCGUAGCGCUGUUUGCACAGGGCUACAAAGACUUGGCCUACGCCAAUCCGAACGGGCGCCGCGGCGCCAAGUUGCCCAAGGAUUACAGUCAGGCUCGUCCUUGGCCAGAGGGACUCAGUCUUCGGAAUUACAUCCUGUCCAGCAAGUUGAACGGCUUGACCGGGCCGCUGAUGUUCGACGCGGAUGGACUGCGCAGGAAUUUCAAGCUCGACGUGUUGAAUCUCCAUCACACUGGCUUGGCGAAGGUCGGCACCUGGCAUCCCGAUCGAGGCUUCGACGAGUUGAAUCUCGUCAAUGAAGUCGCAUUGGAACACUUCAAAGUUCUCAUCACCAUGAAUGCACCGUACGCACAGAAGGUGAAUCGUUCGGGAAGUUUGACGGGUAACGAUCGUUACGAAGGCUUCGUUAUUGACAUUAUCAAGGCCAUCGCCAAAGAGCUGAAUUUCAACUACACGUUUUACGUGCAAGCGGACUCGGAUAAUGGAAGCUGCAAAAAAGACAACAGUACAAAGCAAUGUUCCUGUACCGGCAUGAUGGGUAAAAUUUUAAGAGAUGAAAUGGACAUGGCGAUAACGGACUUGACGAUCACGGAAAAUCGCGCGCAGUGCAUUCAGUUCUCAACGACAUUCAUGAAUUUAGGCAUGAGCAUUCUCUACAAAAAGCCGCAGAAAGCCAAACCGAAGUGGUACUCGUUCUUUAUGCCAUUCAACAGAAGCGUAUGGAUGUAUCUAGCCUUGGUCUGGAUUACGGUCUCUUUGUUGUUUUAUAUUUUUGGCCGUCUCAGUCCACCCGAAUGGACAAACCCAUAUCCCUGCAUUGACGAACCUACAGAGCUGGAGAAUCAAUUUCAAAUUGACAAUGCUAUCUGGUUCACCAUCGGUACCCUCUUGCAGCAGGGUACCGAGCAUGCGCCGAUAGGGAUGUCGACGAGAUGUUUAGCAGGAUGGUGGUGGUUUUUCUGUUUGAUCAUCACAAAUACAUAUACCGCCAACUUGGCUGCUUUCCUGACAAUUGAAAAACCUGAAGUGAUAGUUCGAGAUAUACGAGAUCUGUACGAUCAAACGACAAUCAAGUAUGGAGCAAAAAAAGGCGGCGCCACAUUUAAGUAUUUCGAGAGCGCUACCGAUCCUCAGACGAAUGCAAUGUACCAGAAUAUGAUAGACCCGGAAUGGUGGAAAAAAUGGAUGGUGGAUACAAAUGAUCAAGGAAUCGCGCUGGUAGCGGGCGAAGAAAACAAUUAUGCUUUCUUCACGGAAUCACCGACCAUCGAAUACGUGCAACAUAGAAUAUGUAAUCUUGAGCAAGCGGGCGGUUUGAUCGAUCAAAAAGCUUAUGCCAUCGGUUUCGCUACGAAUUUCAAGUAUGCCCUGGAAGUCAACGAAGUCAUGUCCAAACUCAAUGAGAACUCGGUGGUCAAGAAUUUGUACAAAAAGUGGUGGACGGAGAAAGGCGCUGUUUGCACGGAUAGUAGCUCGAACCUACCCACACCCAUGACUUUGACCCAAUUGGUUGGUGUUUUCUACGUAUUAGGAGGCGGUUUUCUCGUGUCCUUUGCAGUCUUGUCUUUGGAGUUUGCUCUCAAUGUUUAUUCCGUUUCGAAAUCAAAGAAGAUCGCCUUCAAAGAGACUUUUUCGAAAGAGGUCGAGUUCAUAAAAGGAAUGAAAUCGAUCAAGCCGGUAUUGAGACGAAAAUCAUCAGCGGACAAUUACUCGGGCGAUUUGAUGAUGACCUCGCAGACUUGAACGUAUUCGCGAAAUGUACACUUACAGAUUUUUUUCUUACUUUUGAGGUUAUACUUUAUUUUAUACGAAAUUGUAAAUCGCAUAUUUUUCUAUCCGAAAGCAAUUGUUUGCAGACGGGACAUCAAUUGCUCGUUAUCUUUGCAAGUGUAUCAAGAAUAAUACAGAAAUACCUUCGUACGCUUGUGCGCCGUAACCUGGAUAGUAUGGCCGCGCCGUUUCCAGUGGCCGCUUUUUGGCAUAACCGCUUAAACGGUUGUUUUGUAAAUUCCUCGCAACCCAGCGAUGUAUUUUAAGUAAUUUCGAGAUAUUUCGUUGGUUUUCGCAAAAGCUCGUAAAGCUCGAGGAAACGAGCAAAUCGAGCCGAGCUUUUGCAAAAGCCUAUUAAUCGGACUUGAGCUUCAGAGAAAAAGAUUAAUCGUGUACACGAGAGCAGCAAUACACAGGGAAGUGUGAUACGAGAAAUAAAAGAUGAAUUGUAGAUAAGCGGGAAGGUGAUAGGUAGGAAGCGAAAAAUCGUGAGAAAAACCGACAGUUUCUACAAGCGGAAAAACGAGAGCGAGGUAUCUGAGGUUGGAUACAUCUGACAAUGACACAUCGCAUCAACCAAAAGGAAUCACCAAGAAUAACGUAAUAAGAUAUUUUAAGCACUCAAGUUCAUUCAUCCAACGAGAUGAAUACGUUUUAUAGAUUUCUUUUUUAUUUUUACAAUAUAAAAGCAGUUAAUAACAGGCUGUAAUUAUAACCAUCAGCCUAUAGAAUUUUCUUUCGUUUGUAGGAAUCGUAUUGUAAAAAUGCGUACGUAUGAAACUUACGUAAAUGUUAUUUAAAAACACAACUUAAUGGCAAAUAGCAUAAUAAAAUACGGUCAUAAAAAUGACAUUGACGUUUCGUCAUAGCAGUUGUUAUACAUUCUUUACCACACUUGAAUCGCUGAAUGCAUUUUUCGUAAUUUCACAAAUAUCAGAGUUUUUUUUGGCUUACUCAACUAUAUUAUUGAAAAAUAGUUGAAUAGGAUAAAAUGUACUACGUAGUGUGAAAGCUCGGCUCGGCUCGGUUUGAGGUCAAGGGCCAAAG
Phymastichus coffea is the source of this 4094-nucleotide messenger RNA. RefSeq names its product glutamate receptor ionotropic, kainate 3-like. Bases 288 to 3020 code for a protein of 910 amino acids. Gene Ontology annotation, biological process: synaptic transmission, glutamatergic; modulation of chemical synaptic transmission; monoatomic ion transport. The record is from RefSeq and is a predicted model, not a curated record. Gene Ontology annotation, molecular function: glutamate-gated receptor activity; transmitter-gated monoatomic ion channel activity involved in regulation of postsynaptic membrane potential. The transcript is spliced from 16 exons. Gene Ontology annotation, cellular component: postsynaptic membrane; plasma membrane. Lineage: Eukaryota; Metazoa; Arthropoda; Insecta; Hymenoptera; Eulophidae.